This is a messenger RNA of Ctenocephalides felis (cat flea), 3475 nucleotides long. RefSeq names its product protein groucho-like. Gene Ontology annotation, molecular function: transcription corepressor activity; protein binding. Gene Ontology annotation, cellular component: nucleus; transcription regulator complex. The record is from RefSeq and is a predicted model, not a curated record. Gene Ontology annotation, biological process: negative regulation of canonical Wnt signaling pathway; regulation of DNA-templated transcription. Lineage: Eukaryota; Metazoa; Arthropoda; Insecta; Siphonaptera; Pulicidae.
ACGUUUAAAUUGGAUUACCAGUGAAGUGAAAUCAAUUAGUUUAUUUUACAAACAAAUCAAUUCAUUUGCCGCGUGGUUAUGAUGUUAUUAACAUAGUAAGUAGACGCGAGUGAGACUAUUGGGUGUCGUUUUAAACUAAUAAUAGUUGUUAAAUUAUUUUUUUUAUGUAAUACUUUUAUUAUAAUACACUUUUGGAUUAUUUUAUGCACAUUUGGAUUAUUUUAAAAUAGUGUUUAUAAAACAGUGGUGUUUCAUAUAUCAAGUGCUCAGGUGUUCAGUGUAUUCAAAGUGCGACGGUGAAAAGAUUUCUCUGCUUGAAAUAUUUAUUGUUUGUUUUUUUAAGUUUGUUUGCUGUUAUUGUUUUAAUUUCUGUGUUGUUGUAUAAUUAGUGUGAGCCAUCAUCCCUCUGCAGGAUAUUUUAAAGUGUAUUACAGGGCGAUGAAACUAACAUAGGCGACGGUUAUGUAUCCGAGCGCGGGCAUGAACGCAGCAGCGGCUGCCGCUGUAGCGGCCGCCAGACAUCCGGGUCCACCACAACCUGGACAGCCGUUCAAAUUUACAGUUGGCGAAUCAUGUGAUCGUAUCAAAGAGGAAUUUAAUUUUUUACAAGCCCAAUAUCAUAACCUGAAAAUGGAAUGCGAGAAGCUCGUGCAGGAGAAGACGGAAAUGCAAAGGCACUAUGUCAUGUACUAUGAAAUGUCAUACGGCCUCAACGUAGAAAUGCACAAACAGACCGAAAUUGCAAAAAGACUGAAUGCUAUUAUUGCGCAAAUAGUUCCAUAUCUGGCGCAAGAGCAUCAACAACAAGUUGCCUCUGCUGUCGAUAGAGCAAAACAAGUCACAAUGACAGAAUUAAAUACAAUAAUUGGGCAGCAACAAAGGCCCGAUCUGCCACGAUUGUUGCAGCAAAUGCAUGCCCAACAAUUGCCAGCACACGCCGCCCCGCCUGUACCUAUGAUGCCGCACCCAGGUCUUGCAGCACCUCCUGGUUCAGCUGCUGCAGCAGCUAGUCUACUAGGUUUAGGAGCAUUAGGUGCAGCAGCAGGUGCUGCUGGAGCUGGAGGUGCCCCAGGAGGCGGAGCGGGUGCUGGACCUCAGCAUCCUUUAUCUAUGCUUGCGAAACCAGAAUUACACCGAGCUGAUGAGAAGCCUAAUGUUGGUUUAAAUUCAGCAGACGAAAGACAUAGAAAUUCAAUAUCACCUGCAGAACGAGAAAAAUACAGGCCGCGCAGUCCACCAGAAAACGAGCAUAAAAAAAUGAAAAAAGAAGAAAAAGAUAUUGGUCAUAGUGAUGGAGAAAAGAGUGACCAAGAUUUAGUAGUAGAUGAUGCUUCGGAAGAGCCUGUUUCUCCAGGACCACACAACGGCACAGCAAGUCCACGAGAAAAUGGACAUGGUGGUCCUGGAAGCGCCCAACAUCUCGACAAAUUACCACCUAAGAAAGAACAUGCUUCGCUUGGACCUCAUUCACCUAGAUCAGGAACGUCGAGUAAUGCAUCUACUCCAUCAACAAAGAAAUUGGAUGGUGAUAAACCGCCAACGCCUAUCUCCAAAUCAGUAACUCCGACUAGUGGCGGAUCUAGUGGAUCAGUUGGAGGUCCUGGAGGCUCUGGAUUGAAACCCGUCGUCAAACCGCCUGCUUUGGGGGCCGGCUAUCCUCACUAUUUAGCUACUAUGAAUGGUGUAGGACCACAUGAUCUGCAAGCAGCAUAUGGAGCAGCGAGUGCUAUGCACAAUAAUUUGCCGGCAGCCCUCAAUAAUUAUCCGCGACCACCACUACAGGUGGGCUAUGCCCACCAGCAAAUGCGCGCUCCUUUAGGACCAGCCGGUUUGGGAGCAAUCGGUGGUGGAAAACCAGCAUAUUCUUUUCACGUGAGCGCUGACGGUCAGAUGCAACCAGUACCAUUUCCUCCUGAUGCACUAAUAGGUCCAGGAAUACCUCGCCAUGCCCGUCAAAUUAACACACUUUCUCAUGGUGAAGUUGUGUGUGCGGUCACCAUAUCAAAUCCCACUAAGUAUGUGUAUACAGGAGGCAAAGGUUGUGUAAAAGUAUGGGAUAUUUCACAACCUGGAAAUAAAAAUCCAGUAAGCCAGUUAGAUUGCUUGCAACGAGAUAAUUAUAUUCGUUCAGUGAAACUUCUACCAGACGGUCGUACACUAAUAGUUGGCGGUGAAGCUUCAAAUUUGUCCAUUUGGGAUUUGGCGAGUCCCACUCCACGGAUCAAAGCCGAACUGACAUCUUCCGCGCCCGCCUGCUACGCCUUAGCCAUUAGUCCAGAUUCAAAAGUUUGCUUCAGCUGUUGUAGCGACGGUAACAUAGCCGUAUGGGACCUCCAUAAUCAAACUUUGGUGCGACAGUUCCAAGGGCACACGGACGGCGCCUCCUGCAUCGAUAUCUCCGCCGAUGGCACUAAACUCUGGACCGGCGGCCUAGACAACACCGUACGGUCAUGGGAUCUUAGAGAAGGCAGACAAUUGCAGCAGCACGAUUUUAGUUCGCAAAUAUUUUCAUUGGGAUAUUGUCCUACGGGUGAAUGGUUAGCAGUUGGUAUGGAAAAUAGUAAUGUUGAAGUGCUCCAUGCAUCUAAACCAGACAAGUAUCAAUUACACUUACACGAGAGUUGUGUAUUGUCGUUGAGAUUUGCUGCUUGCGGCAAAUGGUUUGUUUCAACAGGCAAAGAUAAUCUUUUGAAUGCUUGGAGGACACCUUAUGGUGCCAGCAUAUUCCAGUCGAAAGAAUCAUCCUCAGUUCUGAGUUGUGAUAUAUCAGCUGAUGACAAAUAUAUAGUAACUGGUUCAGGUGACAAAAAGGCAACAGUCUACGAAGUUAUCUAUUGAAUAUGUUGCAAAAAUGAAGAAUUAUCCUAUCAAGGAAAAUGUCAUUAAAUCUUGGUUGGAUUUAUUUUUGCAUCUUUGGAAGUGUUACGUUGACAUGUGUCUACUUAUAAAAUUGACUUGUUUUGUUAUGUAAACUUUUAAUUCUAUAUUGUUAAACAAUUGUGAUAAAACAUACAAUAUUAUGUAUUGAUGUAAUGGAUAUAACAAUUGUGCUGAAGACAUUGUGUCAAAAAUAUAUUCAGUGAUAAGUACAUGUGCUGUACAUACCUUAUUCUCCAUGACUUGUGUUGAAAAUAUAUAAAAAUUUUAAAUGCUACUUUUUGCAAAAUUAUAGAUAUUAAUUAGCGUUUAUGAAAAAUAUUAUGAAAAGGUUUAAAUUGAAUAAAUAUAAAGCAUAUACUUCAAAGGAAAUGUUCCUGUGCACAGACUAAUAGAAUGGAACACAGACGAAAUUAUAAAUAAUAUUAGUUUAAGAUGCAUAUUUGUGUAUAUAGUUAAAAGUAUGUGCUUUGUUUAUGUAAUUUGUAUUAUCUUUGCAACCUUAUUAUAGCAAUUUUGAACGCAAAUAACGGUUAUUCAAAUGGGUUUUACAUUAAUGAAUUGCAAAUGAAAUUUUGCAACAUUACAAGGCAACGGA